CACCACCUGCGGAGAAAAUGGUAUGCGAGGGAAAGCGAUCAGCCUCUUGCCCGUGUUUCUUCCUCCUGACGGCCAAGUUCUACUGGAUCCUCACAAUGAUGCAAAGAACUCACAGCCAGGAGUAUGCCCAUUCCAUACGCGUGGAUGGGGACAUCAUUUUGGGGGGUCUCUUCCCUGUCCAUGCAAAGGGAGAGAGAGGGGUGCCGUGUGGGGAGCUGAAGAAGGAAAAGGGGAUCCACAGACUGGAGGCCAUGCUUUAUGCAAUCGACCAGAUUAAUAAGGACCCUGACCUCCUCUCGAAUAUCACUCUGGGUGUCCGGAUCCUUGACACAUGCUCCAGGGACACCUAUGCUCUGGAGCAGUCGCUAACGUUUGUGCAGGCGCUGAUAGAGAAAGAUGCUUCGGAUGUGAAGUGUGCUAAUGGAGACCCGCCCAUUUUCACCAAGCCUGACAAGAUAUCUGGAGUCAUAGGUGCUGCAGCCAGCUCCGUGUCCAUCAUGGUUGCUAACAUUUUAAGACUUUUUAAGAUACCUCAAAUCAGCUAUGCAUCCACAGCCCCUGAGCUAAGUGACAACACCAGGUAUGACUUCUUCUCUAGGGUGGUCCCGCCUGACUCCUACCAAGCACAAGCCAUGGUGGACAUUGUGACGGCCCUGGGAUGGAAUUACGUGUCGACACUGGCUUCUGAGGGCAACUAUGGAGAGAGCGGUGUGGAGGCAUUCACUCAGAUUUCGAGGGAGAUUGGUGGUGUUUGCAUUGCUCAAUCACAGAAAAUUCCACGUGAACCAAGACCUGGAGAAUUUGAAAAGAUUAUCAAACGCCUGCUAGAAACACCUAACGCCCGGGCAGUGAUUAUGUUUGCCAAUGAAGAUGACAUCAGGAGGAUAUUGGAAGCAGCAAAAAAAUUAAACCAAAGUGGGCAUUUUCUCUGGAUCGGCUCAGAUAGUUGGGGAUCCAAAAUAGCACCGGUUUAUCAGCAGGAGGAGAUUGCAGAAGGGGCUGUGACGAUUUUGCCCAAAAGAGCAUCAAUUGAUGGAUUUGAUCGAUACUUUAGAAGCCGAACUCUUGCCAAUAAUCGAAGAAAUGUGUGGUUUGCAGAAUUUUGGGAGGAGAAUUUUGGAUGCAAGUUAGGAUCACAUGGAAAAAGGAACAGUCAUAUAAAGAAAUGCACAGGACUGGAACGAAUUGCCCGGGAUUCAUCUUACGAACAGGAAGGAAAGGUGCAGUUUGUAAUCGAUGCAGUGUAUUCCAUGGCUUAUGCCCUGCACAACAUGCACAAAGAUCUCUGCCCUGGAUACAUUGGCCUUUGCCCACGAAUGAGCACCAUUGAUGGGAAAGAGCUACUUGGUUAUAUCCGGGCUGUAAAUUUUAACGGUAGUGCUGGGACACCCGUCACUUUUAAUGAGAACGGAGAUGCUCCUGGGCGCUACGAUAUCUUCCAGUAUCAAAUCACCAACAAGAGUACAGAGUACAAGGUCAUUGGGCACUGGACCAAUCAGCUCCACCUAAAAGUGGAAGACAUGCAGUGGGCUAGCAGGGAACACACGCACCCUGCGUCUGUCUGCAGCCUGCCCUGUCAGCCUGGGGAGAGGAAGAAAACGGUGAAAGGGGUCCCUUGCUGCUGGCACUGUGAGCGCUGUGAGGGUUACAACUACCAGGUGGAUGAGCUCUCCUGUGAACUUUGCCCUUUGGACCAGAGACCGAACAUCAACCACACAGCCUGCCAGCUUAUCCCCAUCAUCAAGCUCGAGUGGCACUCUCCCUGGGCGGUGGUGCCUGUGUUUGUUGCCAUAUUGGGAAUCAUCGCCACCACUUUUGUGAUCGUGACCUUUGUCCGCUAUAACGACACCCCUAUUGUGAGGGCUUCAGGACGCGAACUUAGCUAUGUGCUCCUCACAGGGAUCUUCCUCUGUUACUCCAUCACCUUCCUAAUGAUCGCAGCACCGGAUACCAUCAUCUGCUCCUUGCGGCGGCUCUUCCUGGGACUCGGCAUGUGUUUCAGCUACGCAGCCCUUCUUACCAAAACAAACCGAAUCCACCGGAUAUUUGAGCAGGGGAAGAAAUCCGUCACAGCACCCAAGUUCAUUAGUCCGGCAUCCCAGCUGGUGAUCACCUUCAGCCUCAUCUCCAUCCAGCUCCUGGGAGUGUGUGUCUGGUUUGUUGUGGACCCCCCACACAUCAUCAUCGACUAUGGCGAGCAGCGGACUCUAGACCCAGAGAAUGCCAGAGGCGUGCUCAAGUGUGACAUCUCCGACCUCUCGCUCAUUUGUUCACUGGGGUACAGUAUCCUCUUGAUGGUCACCUGUACUGUUUAUGCCAUUAAAACGAGAGGUGUUCCAGAGACUUUCAACGAAGCCAAACCUAUCGGAUUUACCAUGUAUACCACCUGCAUCAUUUGGUUAGCCUUCAUUCCCAUCUUUUUUGGUACAGCCCAGUCGGCAGAAAAGAUGUACAUCCAAACAACAACACUUACUGUCUCCAUGAGUUUAAGUGCUUCGGUGUCUUUGGGCAUGCUCUAUAUGCCCAAGGUUUAUAUUAUAAUUUUUCAUCCAGAGCAGAACGUUCAAAAACGCAAAAGGAGCUUCAAGGCCGUGGUGACAGCUGCCACCAUGCAAAGCAAACUGAUCCAAAAAGGAAAUGACAGACCCAAUGGCGAGGUGAAAAAUGAACUCUGUGAGAGUCUUGAAACCAACACUUCCUCUACCAAGACAACAUAUAUCAGCUACAGCGAUCAUUCAAUCUGAAACAGGGAAAUGAUACACUAUGAAGAAAUCUGGUAUGUGAUCUCAAACAAUGAACAUGACUCCACCAAGACUCACUCCUGGAGAUCUCUUGGGACUACAGUCAAUCAAAUCCAUAGUCAAUCUUGUGAGGAACAAAAAGUAGCCAUGAGCCAAAAAUA
Messenger RNA from Eptesicus fuscus (big brown bat), 2902 nucleotides. RefSeq names its product glutamate metabotropic receptor 8 (gene GRM8). NCBI's taxonomy places the organism in Eukaryota, Metazoa, Chordata, Mammalia, Chiroptera, Vespertilionidae. The record is from RefSeq and is a predicted model, not a curated record. The transcript has 10 exons. Gene Ontology annotation, biological process: regulation of synaptic transmission, glutamatergic; G protein-coupled glutamate receptor signaling pathway. Gene Ontology annotation, molecular function: group III metabotropic glutamate receptor activity. Gene Ontology annotation, cellular component: membrane. The coding region runs from base 18 to 2744 and encodes 908 amino acids.